GGGAGGAAGGAUGCGCUCAGCACCAAGACAGCAGCUGCACAUCAAGCUGCUGCCAGAAGCGGCCGCAUCCUGACCUGGCCAAGAACUACAACUCCCAGGAGGCAGCACGGAGACCCCCCUAAUCCUCCCCCAAUCCUUCCCAUUCCCCUCCCCAGCCCCAGGCUGCCGGGGGACCACAGGGAUGCUCAUGGGACUGGGCUCUCCUCCUCUUCCCCCCAGUGCUACCACCAACAGCGGUGCAGUGGUGGCGUGGGAACCCUCGUCCAUCGGCCGCCCCCUGCUCCUCCAGCCCCUGCUCCCUGCCUUUGUUCAGCUUCACCCUUCCUCCGGUAGCUCUCGCUGAGCUGGCCGCAGACUUCCUUUAGGUCAGCCCAGCUGCGGCCGCAGAACGGUUCGUGGGCGAGUGGCAAGCGCGUCGGUGGCCCUGGUUGCCCCGCGGGAGAGAAAUGCCAGUCAGGGGCUGAUGGCUCGCCCAGUCCAGCAGUCGGAGUCUCCGUGAAUGCCAAGGAAGCUUCUCCAGGAGAUCAGAGCAGGCAGGAGAUGGAGUUACAAGCACUGCGUCUGCAGCUGAGGUGAAAGGAGGCUGAGAAAUGAAGAAGACCACCCACUCCUUGUUGGCCUAGAGCUGGCAUUCAUAGGCAGUACCCUUUUAUUCACCAUGGGGAAUAAAAUGCAUCCAUUAAAGUACAAAAAGUACACUUUGAUGUGCAUGUCCUGAUGGUUUCUCUACCCACCCAGGCAGUCCGUUCCCACCACUCCGUGGCUUUGUGGUGCCACCACGCUGGGCACAACGCUCUGCCACCAUGAAGGACUUGGUGAAGCGCGUGGUGCUGAAGACACACGCGUGUCAGGAGUGUGGCAAGUCCUUCAGCAAGAAGGGCAACCUGAAGAGACACCAGCGGAUCCACACGGCGGAGGAGCUCUUCACCUGCGGGGAGUGCGGGAGGCGUUUCACCACCCGGGGCCACCUCACGACCCACCAGAGCAUCCACACGGGAGAGAGGCCUUUUCGCUGCAGGCAGUGCGGGCGCUGCUUUCGCCUGGAGAUAUGCCUGGCCGCCCACCAGAAGACACACGCCAAGGGUGGUCCCUACCUCUGUGCCCGCUGCGGCAAGAGUCUGAGCACAAAGAUCUACUUCAGCAUCCACAUGCGGACCCAUACGGAGAAGAGGCCGUUCGCCUGCACCGAGUGCGGGAAGAGCUUUGUGAAGAAGGGGACGCUCACCGCCCACAAGGAGAUCCACAAGCGGGAGAAGCCCUUCAAGUGCCCUGACUGCGGUAGGUGCUUUGGGCAGAGCGCCACGCUGCUGGCCCACCAGAAGAUACACCUUCGGGGGGGACCUUUCAUAUGCACUGAGUGUGGGAAGAGCUUGAGCACCAAGCGGUACUUCAAUGUCCACCAGAGAAACCAUGCGAAGCAAAAGUCAUUCGAGGGGCACAUCAAUGGUGUGUCUCUCCAGGUCAUCCAGAUUAAAGAGGAGUCUGACAUUGCCUUUAAGUCAGAAGAGACUGUAUUGGAAUAUAUGCUUUAUGAAGGAGGUGGAGCCCAGGGGUGUAGCGCACCUAGAAACCCAUCUGAUCCAAAAAGUCCUCCAUGGAAAACCCAGACAAAGGAGGAACCCAGUGAUGACACAGAAAACAUUACUGCAAUAGCCUGCCAGAAACCUUACAUCAAGGAAGAGCCAGAAGAAAAUGUGGACUAUAGAAAGCUCUUUGAUCCAAAGAUCCCAGUGACGGCUUUAUCAGAAAGACAGGUUAAAAAGGAAGGAGAUGGUGAUGGGCAGCAUGACUGGGAAGUUCCUGUAGCAGGUAACAGGGUGCUCCAGGUGAAGGAAGAGCCACAGGAAAGCAUUGAGUUUGGGAUCCACUGUGGGCAGAGACCAAACUUCAGUGCCAUCCAGAGGAUCCAGAUUAAAGAGGAAGCUGGCGUGGAGGCUGACCACCAGCAGUGCCUGAGCCCAAGGAGGAGGCCAAAGAAAUGCGAUCAACCCACCAAAGAGGGGAUACUGGAGACCCAGGAGAAAUCCAAGUCCAAGAAGGAUCUCCCAAUGAAAGGAGCUCCCAAAGGUGAACGGAUAUUCCCCUGUCCCGAGUGUGGGAAGAGUUUCAAUCAGAAAUCGAACCUCACCAGGCACCGGAAGAUCCACACGAGCGAGGGGCCGUACAAGUGCAGCGAGUGCGGGGAGAGCUUCCGCAUGAACCGCAAGCUGAUCCGGCACCAGCGGCUGCACAUGAGCGAGCCCUUCAAAUGCACCGAGUGCGGGAAGAGCUUCACCCAGCGAUCAAACCUGGUUCGGCACCAGAGGAUCCACACCAAGGAGGAGCCCUACCAGUGCCCCGAGUGCGAGAAAACCUUCAACCAGAAGGCCAAUCUCUUCCGACACCAAACAAUCCACAUCCGCAUGGGGCCUUGCAAGUGCACCAAGUGCGGGAAGUGCUUCCCCCAGAAGCGCCAUCUCAUCAAACACCAGCUGCUCCACUCCCGAGGGGGAGCCUACAAGUGCGGGGCCUGCGGGAAGCGCUACCGGCUGAAGAAGUACUUGAGGAGGCACCAGAAGAUCCAUGCGCGGGAAGGAUCUGCCCCCCACACAAAGCAUGGGGAGGACAUGAGGACUGGUGGUGGGCCCCACCAUAUGGAGCAGGGAGCAUUGGUCCCCAUGCAAAGUGAAGAGGAGAGUUGAGAGGGCCUGGGACCUGCUUGUGGGGGAAUACCCUUUGGGAAAUUGGGAGACGAAGUCUGUCGGCCGUGUGUGUGUGGUACCACAGGGUGGGGUGGGUAACAUGAGGGGACAGCGAGGCUGAGGCAGAGCCCUGACAGAAACUGGUCUCCUUCUGUUGUUUGUUGAGGAUGGCCUCAGGGUAUCCUUUGCUCACCCUUUGUGAGGCAGAGCUGAAAAGCCAAGCCUCUUCAGAGCAUUUAGGAUCACAGAAUGGUUUGGGUUGUAAGGAACCUCAAAGUCCAUCUAAUUUCAAUCCACUGCCAUGUGCAGGGACCCCUCCCAGCAGCCCAGGCUGCCCCCAGCCCCAUCCAGCCUGGCCUUGGGCACUGCCAGGGAUGGGGCAGCCACAGCUCCUCUGGGCAGCCUGGGACAGGGCCUCAUCGCCCUCACAGGAAGGAAUUUCUUCCUAACAUCUGAUCUAAAUCUACUUGGAGAUGGAGGGAUGAGGUCUUGGCAUCCUUGGUACUGGAAUGCUUGUUCCUCUAAGGCCUGCCAAAAUUGUGGAUGUCAAAAUUGUUUUACGUGGGCAUUGUGUAGCCAGGAGGGCUGGGGGGGGGGGUUAUUUUUAUUAUAUCACUGUGUUUCUGAGAAAGUUGGAGGGAUCCUAGCCCAUUGAAGCAAGGGCUUAAAGAAGGGGUCCACUUUCUUCUUCCCCCUCUCGUGGCUCUGAUCCACACCUGAAUCCCACUGGGCUGAUGGACCUGAAUUGCUAGUCAAUGAGUGGUAUGAAUUUGGGAGUAAUUGCUGCCAACCAGACAAGGGUUUUAAGCCUUGAAUGCCCCAAACCAGGUUCCCAGGUUGGUUUAAGCCAAGUCCCUGAAAGUAAAUUAAGCAAAACCAAUGACUGUUUUUCAAAGCUGGCCCAGAGGCUGGCAGUUUGAGUUCUGGUUUCUCUCCCACUGCCCCACUGCUUGGAUGUAACUGAGAAUGACUUUUCUUAGCAUUCAGUGCUUUUAUGUCUCUGAUGAACCAGGACUGCCUUUGCCACAAGUCCCAGAGGCAUCAGCGACCACCAGCUUGAGCUGUCACUGGUGCUGCUUCUCAGCUGCCUGCUUCUCUGCCUGUCACUGUGAGGCUUGUGGUAGGAUACUGACUUUACUGGGCAUUAUUUAGGGAAUUCAAAUCAAGCAUCAGGAUUAGUUGAACGGGUCUUCAGACUAUGGACGAGAAAACUGGAAACUAUUUCCCUGUUGAGAUGCUUUGAUGCUUUCUCUUCCUGUCCCUGGUGUAAAGAGGACUGUGCAGCUACUCAAAAGCAUGGAGAGUUCUUUAUCACUUACUGCCAACGAUGGUGUUUGAGUGUUCCCCAGCCAGAGGGAUCUUUGUGUCUAGAAAUUCCCUGGUGAAAUGGGGAUGUGGAAGGAGUCCGUGAAUCCGUGAGCCACUCCCCAAUAUUUCUUUGCAGCACCGCUAUGUGGCCAUUUGGGCACAGUUAAUUAAAGACACGUAUUAGGGCUUGUUGUAUUGCUGUAAUAUGUAGAGUCCAAGGGGCAAGUGGGAAAGUGCUCCACGGUGAAGUAGUAUCUCUACCUCUCUGGUUUUGUGCAGAAAAAGAAGCCCCUCCCUCCCCCUCCCCCCCCAUCUGUGAGGCACAUACCUCCACUUUGCAGGAUAUGUUGCAGAAGGCAUCAUAUAGAUGGCACUGAAAGUCAUGCAGCUACCUGCUGUGACACUUUGGACCCAAACUACCGUUUGGCUGCACUGACUGCUUUACAACAGCUGCCUCUCCAGGCAGGAAAACUGAGGCACAAAGGUUAGGAAGGGAACAGGACAAAUGGUACUUUCAUUUUACCUCUACCACCUAGUUGGACACCAUCGUGAUGAGGUGUUUUGUUGUGGUGACUCAAGCCCAACACUGCAUACAGCUGCCAAAUCCUAAAAGCACAGCAUAAUUUUGGUGUUUAGAGUCUCUCAGCCUUCAGUAUAGUCAUGCCUAGGAUGUGAUUUCAAACGAGACAAGCUCUGAUUCAGCUUCUGAAGGAAGCUCUCUAUCCAAGCCUUCAGCUGUGAACCAUAGCCAAGUUGGUUGAUCUGAAAGCUUCCCCUCAAAUCUCUCUGGCUUGGUUGCGAAUCAUUUCUGGGCAGAAAAGGUAGAUAUACAGGGGUAAACCACAAGUUCAGGAUGUUUUAGUGGAGUCCAAGGGUCACCCUUUCUAGAAGAAUUGGUCUAGGUUGGGAAGAUGUGUUCCUCAGAAAGAACAUGGCUAAGCCAUCUUGCAAAGCAAUACAGCUCCUGUUAGGCUUGCUGAGGAGCAGAGGUACAUCAGAGCCCUUCACUGGGGAGAAAGUAAUCACCAGAUGGAUGGCAUUUAUUUCCUCUUUCUUAGACUAGCACAGUGCUGUAAAAGAUUUUACCAGCAAGAGGAUCUGGUAUGGGAGUUUUUCCUGUUGUAUUAUUGUGCCCUUCCUUUGACCUGGACGAGGCAGUGAGUCAACGUCAGUAGCGUUCCUGUCCAUCACUGGGUCUUGCACUGGCCAGUGUGGGUAUCCCAGCUUCUGGAGAAAAUCCGUGUUAAAAGUUUGUAAUAUCUUCUCAAUAAAGUAAGUAUUUAAAGAACAAAAGCA
Anas platyrhynchos (mallard) is the source of this 5285-nucleotide messenger RNA. RefSeq lists its product as uncharacterized. Gene Ontology annotation, cellular component: nucleus. Gene Ontology annotation, molecular function: RNA polymerase II transcription regulatory region sequence-specific DNA binding; DNA-binding transcription factor activity, RNA polymerase II-specific. Gene Ontology annotation, biological process: regulation of transcription by RNA polymerase II; embryo development. NCBI's taxonomy places the organism in Eukaryota, Metazoa, Chordata, Aves, Anseriformes, Anatidae. The record is from RefSeq and is a predicted model, not a curated record.